AUGGCUACGUUAGAUGAUAAGCUGCUGGGGGAAAAAUUAGAAAACUAUUGUAGCAGCAGCGAAGAUGAAGCUGCAGAAGACGAUUGUGAUUCGAGUGAGGCAUCUGGCACAGGAAAGUCCGCGGGUAAGCAGGGCCCAUCGUUGAAAUCUGGUUUUCGUCGUGUGACCGAUAGUGAGCCUGCUACACUGACCCAGAACAAAACCCACUGGACAGGAACGACGGGAAAUACGGGUCCGAAAGGCGUUAUACAAGAUUGGCAAAGAUUCAAACAGCUGGAAGCCGAACGACGUGAGCAAGACGAAGCGGAAAAGUUGCGCUUGCUUAAGAAGCUGAGCAUUACUGCACGCACCAAGGAAGAAGAUAAUGCGGCCGCAGCAAUGAGCGAGCUAGACGCAGAGUUUCAGGAGUUAAUGGAUGAGGAUUUUCUGCUUGAAUAUCAGCGGAAACGCAUGGCCGAGAUGCUUGCCUUAAUGGACAAGAAAGGUUGCUAUGGGGAACUUAUCCACCUGAAAGAUGGAGGUGAAUUUCUGCAAGCCGUCGAUAAGGAAGACAAAAACACGACCAUCGUCAUACAUAUCUACCGUGAAAAGUAUGGCCCGUGUGUUAAGAUGAAUGAAGCGCUCACGACACUAGCGAAGGAGUACAACAACGUAAAGUUUUGCAAAUUUAUUAGCAGCGAUGCAGGGCUAAGCAAUAUGUUUAAAACUUCCGGUGUCCCAGCUUUGCUUAUCUACAAGGGUGGGCAGAUGAUAGGCAACUUCGUGAAGCUGGUCGAUGAUCUAAGCGAUGAGUUUGAUUUCAGCGAUGUUGAGAGCUUUCUAGUAGAGAAUGGUAUCAUCAACGAUAAGUCCUGCAAACCGACCAUCGUUGAGCAGAAGUAAAACCGUG
Messenger RNA from Anopheles marshallii, 889 nucleotides. Its product is annotated as phosducin-like protein. The coding region runs from base 1 to 882 and encodes 293 amino acids. NCBI's taxonomy places the organism in Eukaryota, Metazoa, Arthropoda, Insecta, Diptera, Culicidae. Gene Ontology annotation, biological process: regulation of G protein-coupled receptor signaling pathway. The record is from RefSeq and is a predicted model, not a curated record. The transcript has a single exon.